Molecule: messenger RNA, 2506 nt
Organism: Sesamum indicum (sesame)
Lineage: Eukaryota; Viridiplantae; Streptophyta; Magnoliopsida; Lamiales; Pedaliaceae
Gene: PGN
Product: Tetratricopeptide repeat (TPR)-like superfamily protein
Biological process (GO): RNA modification
Molecular function (GO): RNA binding; protein binding
Source: RefSeq, a predicted model, not a curated record
UAUAUAUAUUGCCAUGUGUGGGAUUGCAGUCAAACUCUUUGAUGAUGGAUGAAGUAUUGCUAUGCUUUCCUGAAUUUCUUCUCACAUAAUGAAAAGCUAAAGCCUUUCUCUUUUGAGUUCUAUUAAAGAAUCAUCUUUUCCAGUUCAAUUGCUUGAUUUUAGCCUUAUGCAUUGGAAAUGAUAUCAAGGAAACUUGUUAAUAUACCUCAUCUUACUCCAAGGACUCACAAUUCUACUCAUUAUCGCACGCUGAACUCCUCGAUCCUUUUUAGCCCGCCUUUUGUACCGAAACCUCCUUCAUUCCUGGCAACUAAUGUCAUCAAAUCGUACUUCGAGACGGGCCUGGUCAGAGAAGCUCGUACUUUGUUCGACGAAAUGCCUGAGAGGGAUGUGGUUGCUUGGUCGGCCAUGAUAAAUGGGUUCACCUCAUGCAAUCUGCACGUGAACGCGUGGACCAUGUUCCGUGAGAUGCUGAGGGAUGAAGAAGAUGUGAAGCCUAAUGAGUAUACCUUCUCUAGUGUGCUCAAAGCAUGUAAGAGCAUGGGUUCCCUUUCUUGUGGCGCGUUGGUACACGGCUUGGCGCUUAAGCAUGGGGUGCUUGGGAGCAUUUAUGUCAGGAAUGCGCUUAUGGACAUGUAUGGCAUGUGCUGCGAUGGUAUGGAUAGAGCCUGUGCUGUUUUUGAGGAGAUUGGAGUUAAGAACUCGGUGUCAUGGACUACUUUGAUUGCUGCUUACACUCACCUGGGAGAUGGGCAUGGUGGGCUCCGGGUUUUCAGGGAAAUGUUACUGGAUGGGGCUGAACUAAAUCCUUUUAACGUUUCAAUUGCUAUUAGAGCUUGUUCUUCAAUUGGCUCACAAGCGUAUGGCAAGCAGAUACAUGCUACAGUAUUCAAGCGUGGGUUUGAAUCCAGCAUUCCUGUAAUGAAUUCUGUUUUAGACAUGUACUGCAGGUGUAUUGGUUUGAGUGAAGCAGAUCAAUGCUUUCAUGGAAUGACAGAAAAAGAUAUAAUCACAUGGAACACAAUGAUUGCAGGAUAUGAGAAGUCAGAUCCAUACGAGGCCCUCAACCUCUACUCAAGCUUGGAGUUUGAAGGUCUCACCCCAAAUUGCUUCACGUUCACAUCUGUUAUAGCGGCAGUAGCUAACAUGGCAGUUCUGGGGGUUGGGGAACAGAUUCAUGGAGGGAUAAUUAGGAGAGGCCAUGGAGACGACCUAGGAGUGGCCAACGCUUUGAUUGACAUGUAUGCUAAGUGUGGAAGCAUCAUGAAUUCAUGCAAAAUCUUCAAUGAAAUGCAUGAUAAGAAUGUUGUUUCAUGGACCUCUAUGAUGGUCGGAUAUGGUAGCCAUGGGCAUGGAAAGGAAGCUGUUGACUUGUUUGAUAAAAUGGUUGCAUCUGGAGUUAGGCCUGAUCGGAUUGUGUUUGUUGCAGUUCUGAAUGCUUGUAGUCAUGCUGGACUUGUUGAUGAGGGUUUACAGUACUUCAAAAUGAUGGUUCAUAGUUACAAUAUAACCCCAGAUCAAGAGAUUUAUGGGUGUAUUGUGGAUUUGCUAGGCCGUGCUGGGCGAGUUAAGGAAGCAUAUCAGCUGAUAGAAGCUAUGCCAUUUAUGCCUGAUGAAUCUGUUUGGGGAGCAUUUCUUGGAGCUUGCAAAGCACAUAAGCUUGCAGAAUUGGGGAAGUUAGCUGCAAGCAGGGUAUUAGACUCGAGGCCAAGUGUUGCAGGGACAUACCUAGCAUUGUCCAGCAUAUAUGCAGCUGAUGGGAAGUGGGGAGAUUUUGCUAGGAUAAGAAAAUUAUUAAAAGGAACGGGAAAUAAGAAAGAGGCAGGGAGAAGUUGGAUUGAGGUGAGGAACCAGACCUAUAGUUUUGUUGCAGGAGAUAAGUUGGGUGUCCAUAUUGUGUGGGUCUAUGAAGCAAUAGAUAUGCUGGGCCUGCACAUGAAAGAAGCAGGAUAUAAUCCUGACUUACAAUGCUUAAUACAUGAUUUAGAAAAUGAGGAGCCUGAUUAGGAAACAUGUGAGAUCAGUGGCUUGAACAAGAACUGAUAUUAAGCAUAGAAGGCCAUAUUACCAAGGAUAACAGAAAAUUUUUGGUUCUUCUUGGAGCGAAAGGACGCUCAAAAUGUUUAUGGUUAUUCCGAGGAAUACAUAUCCAUUCUUUCAUUCAUUCAUUCUGGUGGCUGAUAAUACCUUUCCCUGAAUUAAGGUUUCAAGUGGUGGUCAGAAAAGAAGGAAUUUCAGCAUAUCUAUGAACAUUCAGGAUGGGACGCCAGCACUCAACUACGCACUGAAUCUAACUGCGGAUUUUUGUUUUUAUGUUGUAAACGAAUAAGCAAGUUUUCACUCUUUUUCUGGUUAGUAUUGUAUAAUUGACAGUACCACAAUGAAGCAACAAUGUGACUAAUUUACAUCAUUCAACCCUGCUGAGAUGCAUCAAAGACAAUGUCAUGCGUUAUAAACUUGUUCAAGUCUCCUAUGGAGCCAGUGCAAUUGCUUUUGGUUCUGUCAA